Copidosoma floridanum is the source of this 1696-nucleotide messenger RNA. Its product is annotated as isovaleryl-CoA dehydrogenase, mitochondrial. Gene Ontology annotation, biological process: L-leucine catabolic process. The record is from RefSeq and is a predicted model, not a curated record. Lineage: Eukaryota; Metazoa; Arthropoda; Insecta; Hymenoptera; Encyrtidae. Gene Ontology annotation, cellular component: mitochondrion. Gene Ontology annotation, molecular function: 3-methylbutanoyl-CoA dehydrogenase activity; flavin adenine dinucleotide binding.
AAAAAAAAAAAAAAAAAAAAAAAAAACAAGAAAAAUCAUCGUAGGGAGGAGGUACAUACACCGCAGUUUAGUGAAAACCGGGAUAAUUCCGUGGAAAACAUGAUCAACCGGUUUUUCGUGGUCCGAGGAAGCGUUGGCCGUCUCUUGGUGUCGAGCAACGAUCGACAACGGCUACCGAUUUUCCGAGCCUCCCGGAGGCCUCUGUCCCAGUACUACCCGAUCGACGAGAACGUCUUCGGCCUGUCCGAGCAACAAAAAGAGCUGAGAAAUUUGGUAUUCAACUUCGCGCAGAAAGAGCUCGCCCCCAAGGCCGCCGAGAUCGACAAGAAGAACAACUUUGAUGAAAUGAGAGCGUUUUGGCGCGAACUCGGCAAACUCGGGCUCCUGGGCAUAACAGCCAAAGCGGAGUACGGCGGCAGCGACGGCGGCUACCUCGACCACGUACUCAUCCAAGAGGAGCUGAGCCGAGCCAGCGCCGCCGUGGGCAUAAGCUACGGCGCCCACUCGAACCUCUGCGUCAACCAGAUCCACCGCAACGGAAGCGAAGAGCAGAAGCACAAGUACCUCCCCAAGCUGUGCAGCGGGGAGCACGUGGGCGCUCUGGCCAUGUCGGAGCCCGGCGCCGGCUCCGACGUGGUGUCCAUGAAGCUGCGGGCCGAGAAACAAGGCGACCACUACAUCCUCAAUGGCAACAAGUUUUGGAUAACAAAUGGACCCGACGCCGACGUGUUCGUCGUUUACGCGAGGACUGAUCCCGGCGCCCAGAAGAAGCAGCACGGCAUCACCGCGUUUAUCGUCGAGCGGGGCUUUGAAGGUUUCUCCACCGGCCCGAAACUCGACAAGCUCGGCGUCAGGGGCUCCAACACCUGCGAGCUCGUUUUCCAGGACUGCAGGGUGCCCGCGGCCAACGUGCUCGGGGAGGUGAACAAGGGUGUUUACGUGCUCCUCAGUGGCUUGGACCUGGAGAGGCUAAUCCUGGCAGCCGGACCGCUCGGAAUCAUGCAGGCCUGCUGCGACGUCGCCUUCGAGUACGCCCACACUAGGAGGCAGUUCGAUCGGAAGAUAGCCGAGUUCCAGCUCAUACAGGGAAAAAUGGCGGAUAUGCACACGGCAUUGUGCACCAGUCGGAGUUACCUGUACGCGGUGGCGCGAGCUUGCGACGUGGGCCACGUCAAUCGGAAAAAUUGCGCCUCCGUUAUUCUGUACUGCGGCGAGAACGCGACCAAAUUGGCGCUCGAAGCAAUACAAAUACUCGGCGGAAAUGGGUACAUCAACGAUUAUCCAACCGGUCGGCUGUUGAGGGAUGCCAAACUGUACGAAAUUGGCGCUGGCACCAGUGAAAUUCGACGAAUGGUCAUCAGCCGUGCCAUUUCCGAGGAGUACUCGUGAACAAAAAAACGUUGAUUUUGAUGUGGGCUUGCACUGCUCGUUGCACUGUACAUAAUAUACGGUUGUGCUGUAAUUUCAGGUUUUGUGAGGAAAUAACGACUUUUUACGUUCCAACUUCUGUUAUUAUACAAGCUUUUUGAGUGUGUUGCGAUUCUCCGAUCGAGGAAAGAUUAAAGCUUUCCGUCUUUUUUUCUGUUCUUGUAAUUAUAAGUGUGUUUUCGAGGGAACUCGGGCUCAAAACACGUUGAAGCGCAAACUUACCUUUUUAAUGGGUCAUUGGCGCUGGUAAAAACUUGCUGCUCCCAUC